AAUGAGAGCCAUGCGCUAGAAUGGAUGUUAGGACAAUAACAUAGUGAGCUUGAUGAAUGAGUACACUUCUGUGGAAGAGAUGAAGGUUAAAAUAAAGCAGUGGAAUGGUGUGGCAUCGUGGUUGUGGGUGGCCAACGAUGAGAACUGCGGCAUCUGCAGAGCGCCUUUCAACGGCUGUUGCCCAGACUGUAAGGUCCCAGGAGAUGAUUGUCCGUUGGUUUGGGGUCAGUGCUCUCACUGUUUCCACAUGCACUGCAUCCUGAAGUGGCUGAACUCUCAGCAAGUGCAGCAGCAGUGCCCAAUGUGCCGUCAGGAGUGGAAGUUUAAAGAGGGAGACACUUCCUGAGGAGAUUAAAUAAUUGCACACUC
Molecule: messenger RNA, 369 nt
Organism: Sinocyclocheilus rhinocerous
Lineage: Eukaryota; Metazoa; Chordata; Actinopteri; Cypriniformes; Cyprinidae
Product: anaphase-promoting complex subunit 11-like
Exons: 5
Coding region: 53-346 (97 amino acids)
Biological process (GO): anaphase-promoting complex-dependent catabolic process
Cellular component (GO): anaphase-promoting complex
Molecular function (GO): cullin family protein binding; zinc ion binding; ubiquitin protein ligase activity
Source: RefSeq, a predicted model, not a curated record